AUGGCACCAUCAGAAGCCAAGAAGUCCGACGAAUACUCAUCCGACAUUCAGCUUGACACAGUCACUGAAGAACGCGGCUAUCAUUCCCGAAAUAGGGAAGGAGAGAUACAGCGGCCUGAUAUUGUUGAUGAUAUUUGCCGGGGCCUACUGGUCCAGUCCCGCAUUGACCGGAUCGUCCACGGCACUGAGACUAAGGAUGGGGAACCAGCAACUCUCAUUGUAUUCGGAUUCCGUUUUCACGGCUUGGGGAAGAAACGCCGCUUCAGAGAAGCUACUAUUAAUAUCCUGUUCCAGGACGCAGACAAGGUGGAAGAAAAUGACCCAAUUGUAGCCACACUCUGGCCUAAUGGCGACUUUACUUUAGGCAAGCCAACCGACAUUGAGAUUGAAAAGACAAGAGGGUCGGAGGUUGGCGGUAAUGUCGGCGCAGCCUACGGAGGCGCCAACGGAAACCGCACUUGGCAACGAAGGAAAAAUUACAAUGUGACGGACCGUGCAAGCCUGACCGGGUCAGUAUUGCUUGACACAGAUGUACGAGACUGGGGCCCUCCCAAUACUGUCCGUCUGACUCUACAUGAGGACGAGACUGCAGGCUCCGGCAUAGUCACUGAUCUACGGGCGGCUGUGCUUUUGAUUCGGCAGAAUGACAACUAUAAAUUCACUGCCAAGGUCACUAUCGAUGCCAAGGCAGACUUCAACUACAACUUCGCGAAGGGUGUACGGGAUCUUAUCGGACUUUCGCCCGCAAACGACUUGGUCCUCUUUAACCCAGGGACAAAGGAGUGGAGACGGAGGCGAGGGCUAGCCCGAUACUUGGAGGACAAGCUUGCCGAGGAUGUAGACGUGCAGAAUCUCAACAGUAAAAGUCUUGAUGAACUGGCAGGAGUUCUCGGUACCACGGUAUUGGCUGCAGAAGCGACGGAGUAG
Molecule: messenger RNA, 927 nt
Organism: Fusarium tjaetaba
Lineage: Eukaryota; Fungi; Ascomycota; Sordariomycetes; Hypocreales; Nectriaceae
Exons: 1
Coding region: 1-927 (308 amino acids)
Source: RefSeq, a predicted model, not a curated record